This is a messenger RNA of Eucalyptus grandis, 1500 nucleotides long. Its product is annotated as putative serine/threonine-protein kinase-like protein CCR3. Gene Ontology annotation, molecular function: ATP binding; protein serine/threonine kinase activity. The coding region runs from base 1 to 1500 and encodes 499 amino acids. Gene Ontology annotation, biological process: protein phosphorylation. NCBI's taxonomy places the organism in Eukaryota, Viridiplantae, Streptophyta, Magnoliopsida, Myrtales, Myrtaceae. The record is from RefSeq and is a predicted model, not a curated record. The transcript has a single exon.
AUGACAUGUUGGGGACCAGGUUGGUCCAACAAUCUUGGAAGUGAUCUUCCUCUAGGAAUGAUCAUUCCUGGCCCGUGUGUGAAGACUCAGUGCAGCAUGUGCGGUACGUAUCCGAAUUCCGAUACAUUGUGUCACGGGUCCGGAACCAUUUGCAGAUCUUGUCAAGUCGAGCUUCCUAUUGCACUGCCGCUUUCGCCAAGCGAAUCGCCGCCUUCCCAAAAUCUGCAGCCGUCUUCUCGUCCUGGAAGACCCCUGAACCGGCUAUCUCUGGCAUUCGUGAUCGUUGGGUCAGUAGGGGUUCUUGUGGGAGCCUGCACGGUUAUCUACUGCUUGUGGGCUGGAGUUUGUGGUCGCUUUGGCAAGAAGAUGAACGAUUCUGCGCAAGUGCAACAAGAAGUUGCCGAGGCUUCUAAUGUCGAUCCUAGUGCCCAACACCCAAGAUCGGUUACCUUCAAGGGCCAGAGCUCCGGUUCUUUGAACUGCGACAUAGUUGGAUCAUGUCCAUCGAAGCGAAUAGACAAGACCGAAGUUUUUUCCCUUUCAGAACUUGUGGCUGCCACGAGCAGCUUCUCACCAGAAAACAAGAUUGGCAGCGGCAGCUUUGGCGAGGUCUAUUUUGGGAAACUCACAGAUGGUCGCCUAGUGGCGAUCAAGAGGGGCAAAACUAAUAUGAGGAGGAAGAAGGUCCAGGAGAAAGAAAGCGCAUUCGGCUCGGAACUAGCGGUCCUGUCGCGCUUGAACCACAAGCACUUGGUGGGCCUAGUAGGAUUUUGCCAGGAUGAGGAUGAGAGGCUUCUUGUUUACGACUACAUGAGCAACGGUUCGCUCCAUGACCACUUGCAUAACACCGAGGCCAUCGGAGCGACCAGCAAGAUUUUGAGUUCCUGGAAAUCGAGGAUUAAAGUUGCUUUGGAUGCCGCUAGGGGAAUCGAGUAUCUCCACAAUUAUGCAGUGCCACCCAUAAUCCACAGAGACAUUAAGUCAUCAAACAUUCUUUUAGAUUCGAAUUGGACCGCCAGAGUAUCUGAUUUUGGGUUAUCUCUAAUAGGGCCAGAAACAGACCAAGAAUACGUUUCGAGCAAAGCAGUUGGGACACUCGGGUACAUCGACCCAGAAUACUACGUGAUGAAUGUUUUGACGACGAAAAGCGAUGUUUAUGGCUUAGGAGUAGUGUUAUUGGAGCUCUUAACAGGAAAACGGUCCGUGUUCAGGAUCGAAGACGAGUUGGCACCCAUUGGACUAGUGGAGUACGUGGGGCCACGGGUGCUAGCUGGAGAGCUAACGACGCUGCUCGACAGGAGGGCGGAGCCACCAACAACAAAUGAGGCUAGAGCGGUCGAGCUGGUGGCUCACACUGCUGUUCGGUGCGUGAACCUGGAGCGCAAAGAGAGGCCUAACAUGGCCGAGGUCAUCGCCGAUUUGGAGAGAGCAUACUCUCUCUGUGAAGAAAGCCACAGUAUCUUCACAAAUCCAACAUUUUCAUUUCUUCGGAAUGAAUGA